AUGGCGGCGGCCUGCGGGCGGCCCGGGCCCGCGCGGCUCCUGCCGCUGGCCGCGCUCCUGCUGUUGCUGCCGCUGCCGGCGGGCGCCGCGCAGCAGUCCAAGUGGGAGCUCCCGGUGCCCAUGGGGAAGAAGUUCUUUAACUUUGGGAAGAUUCUCUUCAGCAACACCACCAUUUUCCUAAAAUUUGAAGGAGAUGAGAAAACUUGCGAUCACUCCCAAAGUUACAAUGUUACUUGGUACUUGAGAUAUUCGGAUUGCUACAAUGAAGUCUUCAAUUUUGGGGAUGAACAAGCCGAGUAUUAUUUUGGGACUACAUCUGAAGAGCAUCCAGGCUGGACAGGAUACUAUGCCAUGGCUUCUCUCUACUUUCCAAACUGCUCUGAGCUCUACAAGCCCCAGGUGUUCUAUAAAGAAUUUGUUCAUCCAGAGCCUCUCUCGCCUGAGAAACAAGAGGGCUUAAAAGAUAAGAAGGAGAGUGGAGCAAAUCACACGACACUGGCAGAUAAAACAGCAAUGAAUGCUGUUAUUAAAACCUGGCGAGAUGGGCCAUAUAUAUUUAUUGUGCAAAUUGGAAUUUCAUCUGGGAAAGACUCUAAUAAUAAAGUUAAAAGAAUGGAGAAAGCAACACCUUCUUCAAAUGUCAAAGAGAAGCUCUUUACAAUGUCAGUAGAACUGAAGGGGCCAUAUGAGUACCUCUCACUUGCAGACUAUCCGCGGAUGAUUUUCUUCAUGGUGAUGUGUAUUGUGUACGUGUUCUUCGGGGUGCUGUGGCUUGCAUGGUCAGCCUGUUACUGGCGGGAUCUCCUGAGGAUCCAGUUCUGGAUCGGGGCUGUUAUCUUCCUGGGGAUGCUGGAGAAAGCAGUCUUCUACGCCGAGUUCCAGAACAUCCGCUACACGGGGAAAUCUGUCCAAGGAGCAUUGAUACUGGCAGAACUGCUUUCGGCUGUGAAGCGUUCCUUGGCUCGAACUCUGGUCAUUAUAGUCAGCCUGGGAUAUGGGAUAGUCAAGCCUCGCCUUGGAGUUACUCUUCACAAAGUAGUUAUGGCUGGAGCCCUUUAUCUAUUAUUUUCUGGCAUGGAAGGUGUUCUUAGAGUCACAGGGUUUUUCUAUAACACUGUGGCUCUGAUAGCAAACUUGGCCCUGUCCAUGAUUGAUGCCUGUAUUAUUUUGUGGAUAUUCAUCAGUCUGACUCAAACAAUGAAACUGCUAAAACUUCGGAGGAACGUUGUGAAACUCUCCUUGUACCGGCACUUCACCAACACGCUCAUCUUGGCAGUAGCAGCAUCCAUUGUAUUUAUCAUCUGGACCACCAUGAAGUUCAGGCUGGUGGAUUGUCAGUCGGACUGGCAGGAGCUGUGGGUGGACGAUGCCAUCUGGCGUUUGUUGUUCUCAAUGAUCCUUUUUGUCAUCAUGAUUCUGUGGAGGCCGUCUGCUAACAACCAAAGGUUUGCUUUCUCACCACUAUCUGAAGAAGAGGAGGAUGAUGAGCAGAAGGAGCCAAUGUUAAAGGAAAGCUUUGAGGGAAUGAAAAUGAGAAGUACAAAGCAAGAACCAAAUGGAAAUGUGAAAGCAAACAAAGUUCAGGAGGAUGACCUGAAGUGGGUAGAAGAGAAUGUUCCUUCUUCAGUAACUGAUGUUGCUCUUCCAGCUCUCCUGGAUUCAGAUGAGGAAAGAAUGAUUACACACUUUGAAAGAUCCAAAAUGGAAUGAAGGAGCAGCACAUGGAGUGUUUGUUGUUAGACUUGGAGAAACUCUCUUAAAGUUGCUCUCUUAAAGUUGCAUCCUGCUGAUUUGUUUCUUCAUCUCAGCUGUGGGAGUUUGAUGCUUUAUUGGCAUGAGGGCAUCUUGCUAUGGAAGAGGUUCACAAAGACAUUGAUACAGCUUUUGGAACUUUUGAAUUUUCAAAGUUGCUGCGAGUUUGGAUUUUUAAGCAAUUUAAAUGUAUACUAUUCCGGCACCUUCUGUAACUUUUCAAAUAUUUAAUCUGUGAAACUAAAAUUCCUAAUGUCUGCUUGAGGAGUUUCUAUUUCGAUGUUACAGUUCACUUUUACAGGUCAGCUGUCUGUAUCAUUUGCGGGGGAGGGUGGAAAUAAGCACUGCAAAAACAACAUACCUGUUUUCUGACAGAUAGUGGCUCACAGGUAAACUCCAGCAUGAGUGAAAGGUUUUAGAGAACAGUUCUUAUUACUGAAGGAAAUCAGGAUGCCAGAAAAGAAAUAUUUGGAAAAGUUACAGUGAUUGGAUGGGUUUUUAACAAAAUCAAGUGCAAUUUUAUUCAUAACACUGUGUAAGAAAAAAUUUCUAUUUUAAAUGUCAUUGACCUUUAGGUAACAGUUGCAUAAAGCUUACCUUUGUUGUUGUGGCACAUCUCAUUGCAGGCAAUGUGGUGGAUGCCUGGAAAAAAGGAAUUCGCCCCUUCCUUCCCCCUGUUGCAUGAGCUCAUUGAAGAAUAAUAAUAAUAAUAAACAAAACCCCCACCCCCAAACUCACUCUUGCAACUCUCUGCAAGUGUUUGACUAUUCAUGCUAAGCACCUGUUAACUAGGUCUUUUGGCAUAACUUUCCUCUCCGCACCUGUAACAUCUCCUGCUGCAACACUCAUGCUCCUCUCUGAGAAGACCCUGCUUUGUAGAGGGUGCAAGCAGUGCUCAUCUUACCUGCCAGAAGCUUUGGUGAGGUGAGAGCACCUAGUGCUGGGCUGUUCCUGCUCCUCGUGUCUCAGGUGUCUCUUAUGCCUUUAGGCCUCUCAAGUAGAUGAUCUGGUGAUGGAGUUUCCUGUCCCCUGCUCGUCCCCAUGCCCAAGAGGUACUCUGCUCAUUUGAUCAUUGUGUUCCAGUCAAAGUUGCAGAUUUCUGUACUCCCCAUUUCUCUCUUUCUAAAGAGAAAAUGUCUGAGUGUCUUGAGUGGUUUUCUGGUUUAUGUUUGUCGGUGGAGGCUGUAUGUAGUUACGGUUGCUCCUCUCUGCAACCCAUAACUAGUAGGCACUAGCAUCUCGGCUUGCCUUUUGUCUGGGAAGCUGCCAGACAAACUUGUGGGUCUUGCUGGACGGGCUUAGGGAGCCCGAAGCAAAGGUGCCUCUACUUCAUGCACCCGUGUGUCAGGUGUGACCGCUUAGCUCUACCUUGUCCUGGUCACUGAUGCACAUGGGAGCCCUGCGCUUCCCAGCAGCGGAGCUGGGGCCCGAGGGCAGGUGCCCGCUGUGCUCUGAGGGGCAGCACCCUCACAGGGGAAGGGCAGAGAAAAAGCUGGGGCUCCAACACCUUAAUCUGCCUCUGCCAGACUGGCUGGAGCGCUUAGGACAACCCCAUUAAGCCACAGGUAGAUGCUGUAGAGCCUUUCAUUAGGAAACAUUUGGACUUUUUAGCUGGUAUGCUUCAUUGGUAUAGAUGAAACACAGCCGCCCUCCGUGCCCUUUGGGGGCAAGGAA
Molecule: messenger RNA, 3426 nt
Organism: Nothoprocta perdicaria
Lineage: Eukaryota; Metazoa; Chordata; Aves; Tinamiformes; Tinamidae
Gene: TMEM87A
Product: transmembrane protein 87A
Exons: 20
Coding region: 1-1710 (569 amino acids)
Biological process (GO): retrograde transport, endosome to Golgi
Cellular component (GO): Golgi cisterna membrane; Golgi apparatus
Source: RefSeq, a predicted model, not a curated record